AUGCCACCUCGACCCUCAACGUCUCUGCGAUCCCUCACCUCGAGCCGAUUCGCCAGCACAUCUUCCAUCCCUUCUUCCUCUUCCACACCCAUAUCAGCCAGUACCAGUACGAUCCCACCCCAAGAUCCCAAUCGUAUAUACACCGCCCGAAAGACAUUCUUAUGGAACUUCUACUCCCACUUGAUCGAGAAUUCCAACUUGGUAUUAGUGUACGAUCAUUCGAAUCUCACUGCAGCCGAAUGGUCUAAAAUUCGUCGAUCAAUCGCAUCUAUACCCCUUCCACAGAAACCUUAUAAUCCCCUCUCACCCCCUACAGAAGAAGGCAAACCUGAAUUGAUAGAGAAAGCAAGCUUGAAUGUAGUCAGAACAGGUGUUUUAGCUUCUUUGUUAUCGAAAUCAAAUUCACCUCUUAUCACCUCUUCAACUUCGGGAGAAGAUCAAAUCUUAGUCGGUCAAAGAGCCUUGUUAAGUUGUCCUUCUCUAUCUCCCACAUACCUCAAUAAAAUCCUUACGACAAUGAACAAAACCCUCAAGGGACUCAAGAGGGAAAAUACACCAGAUGAAAAACAACCUUCACUCAAGUUGAUUUCGGGAUUGUUGGAAAAUAAACAUAUCUACAAUGAAAAACAAUUACAGACAGAAAUCUCCAAAUUACCAGAGCUGGAUGUUCUUCGAUCACAACUUGUUGGAUUACUUCAAGCUCCACAGAGUCAAUUGGUAGGAGUUUUGAAUCAAGCGAGAGGUGGACAGUUGGUCAGGACGCUACAAGGGCUGGAAGAGGGUUUGAAAGGUGAAAGCGACGGUGGUAAAGAUGAGAAGAGUGCUUAG
Messenger RNA from Kwoniella mangroviensis CBS 8507, 828 nucleotides. RefSeq lists its product as uncharacterized. Gene Ontology annotation, cellular component: mitochondrial large ribosomal subunit. Lineage: Eukaryota; Fungi; Basidiomycota; Tremellomycetes; Tremellales; Cryptococcaceae. The record is from RefSeq and is a predicted model, not a curated record. Gene Ontology annotation, molecular function: structural constituent of ribosome. Bases 1 to 828 code for a protein of 275 amino acids. The transcript has a single exon. Gene Ontology annotation, biological process: translation.